GUGCCCAGCCAGAACACGCAGGCGCUCUCGGGCACGGCCGCCCCCGUGGUAACCUGGGACCGGUAGGGGAAAUGCCCUCGGCGGUUUGCUUCGCUCUGUAGAGGAGCGAUGGGGAGGCGUUGGGCCUGGCCUGAGAUAGGAGGGCGCCCAGCUGUCGCCGCUAGUGCCUGAGCCGUGAUGCUCGCGUGGGCCCUGCUCUCCGCGGUGCUCUGGUCUCUCGCAGGAGUUGGAUCGCAACGUUCUUCCUUAUUCAGUAACAAAGGCUUUGUUUACGGAAUGGUAGGGCACCCAGUAAAAAUAUAUAUAAAGUUACAUCAGACUAGCCCUGUCCUUAUUUGUAUGGAUAUUGAUCGUGCUAAUAAAGAAACGGUGGACCCCACCUACUUAUGGAUUGGGCCAAAUGGAAGCACAUUAGCAGUGAAUAGCCAAAUAAAUAUAACAAACACAGGAGAACUGGUACUGAAGAAUUUUAUGGAGUCAUUAUCUGGACGUUACUCAUGUACUCUUUCCUAUAAGACUAUCAAAGCAGAAACCCAAGAAGAAACUACAAUAAAGAAGAAAUAUGACUUUCUGGUCUUCGCCUAUCGGGAGCCUGAUUAUUCUUAUCACAUGGCUGUGCGUUUUACCACAAAUUCUUGUGUAGGAAGAUAUAAUGACCUGCUCUUUAGAGUGCUGAAGAAAAUCUUGGAUAACUUAAUCUCGGAUUUGUUGUGCCAUGUCAUAGAGCCAUCAUACAAGUGCCAUUUUGUUAAAAUUCCGGACAGGGACUUCGUGUAUGAGCUAUUCAUAGCCUUUCAAGUGAAUCCUUUCGCACCGGGUUGGAAAAGUAUGUGCAACCACUCUGCCGACUGUGAAGACAUCACCAAUCACAAUAUCCUUAAGGCAAGAGAUCGGUUAGAAGAGUUCUUCCGGAGCCAAGCAGACAUUCUGCACCAUCACGUCAACAGAACCAUCCCAGCCAUGCACUUCAUCGACCACAGUUUCCAAGUGAUACGGAUAGACAACUGCCGGCCAGGCUUUGGGAAAAAUGAGGCUCUCCACAGCAACUGUGCCAGCUGUUGCGUGGUCUGUAGUCCUGGAACGUUCAGUCCCGAUGUGGAUGUCACCUGUCAGAUCUGUGUUUCUGUCCAUGUCUAUGGAGCUAAAGCUUGCCCAUAAACUUCCAGAGCAGAGGUGAAAGCAUGGUUGUUUGCCUCUGAAGGUGGGGGCAAAGAUCUGCUCAUGUCGGAGAGCAUCAUAGAUACCUCCGUAAACUACGAUCAGUAAGAGCAAAGCUUUGCAAGUGCGCACUCCAGAAUCCACAGCGGAAAGUAGCUGACGUGGAACAAAAAGUAGUUUCUGAGAAGGCAUUUAACUCAGUACUUCGGGUGUACGAGGGGAAGUUCAAGUGUUAGUGGAUGCUUUAAAUGAGUAUAUUCUGUUUUCUACAAACUGAAACAUGCUUUGUACCUGAUAUUAAGGUCAAAAAGAGUAGCCAAGUAUAAUAUAAUAAAACAUUUUCUAUUUUCC
This is a messenger RNA of Grammomys surdaster, 1509 nucleotides long. RefSeq names its product zona pellucida binding protein 2 (gene Zpbp2). Gene Ontology annotation, biological process: binding of sperm to zona pellucida; acrosome assembly. The coding region runs from base 178 to 1158 and encodes 326 amino acids. NCBI's taxonomy places the organism in Eukaryota, Metazoa, Chordata, Mammalia, Rodentia, Muridae. Gene Ontology annotation, cellular component: extracellular region; acrosomal vesicle; zona pellucida receptor complex. The transcript has 8 exons. The record is from RefSeq and is a predicted model, not a curated record.